AUGUAUAUCCUACCCCUCCUCGGUUACAUUGGGCUGGUCAUGGGCUUCGGGUUUCUCACCCUGUCCAUCGCUUCCGGCCUGUAUUACCUCUCCGAACUCGUCGAAGAACACUCCGUGCUGAGCGCCAGGUUACUCCGACGGUUGAUCUACGUGGUCGUGGUGGUACAGGUGCUUCUCUGGUUGGUCGACGGGUUCCCCUGGUACCUCACCCUCUUGGGGGUCGUCAGCCACGGUGUCUACGCGACCAACCUGCGACACUUCCCGAUAGUCAAACUCUCCGACCCCUUCUUCGUCGCGAGUUGCGGUCUGGUCAUCCUCAACCACUGGAUGUGGUUCCGGCACUUCAGUCAACCUGGGGGGGGUUAUCGCGGGGUCCCGAGCAGCAGGCGCGAUUGGUAUUCGACGCCCGUCUACGAUCAACCCACCUUCACCGAGAUCGCGUCCUACUUCGGCCUCUGUGUUUGGCUGGUGCCGUUUUCUCUGUUCGUCAGUCUGAGCGCGGGAGAAAACGUCCUACCCAGUAUGGGUUCGGAAUACGCGACCGGUGAAAGACAAGGGGUGGGAUUCCAAAAGGGACACAAGCGACGGAACACUGGGAUGGCAAAGGCCGCCGUCAACGGUGCAAGAGAUUGGAUGAAUGAAACGGGCGCGGUCAUGGGUCUGUGGCAUGCUGAAAAUGUGCGGUCCGCAAGAGGUUUCGAUUGA
Exophiala oligosperma is the source of this 705-nucleotide messenger RNA. RefSeq lists its product as uncharacterized. Gene Ontology annotation, molecular function: COPII receptor activity. The transcript has a single exon. The record is from RefSeq and is a predicted model, not a curated record. Gene Ontology annotation, biological process: endoplasmic reticulum to Golgi vesicle-mediated transport. NCBI's taxonomy places the organism in Eukaryota, Fungi, Ascomycota, Eurotiomycetes, Chaetothyriales, Herpotrichiellaceae. Bases 1 to 705 code for a protein of 234 amino acids. Gene Ontology annotation, cellular component: COPII-coated ER to Golgi transport vesicle; Golgi membrane; endoplasmic reticulum membrane.